CCGAAUCACCCUCGACAGCUCGCAGGUUGAAAGGCGUUAUCCCCGUGCCUCGUCGAGACCCGUCUAGCUUACGGUCUUGUUGUCCAUCGUUGCACCGACCAAGCACCGACGCACAUUGGCAUGCUAUCUUGGUAUCAUGUCCAUUCACCCUAAACGUGUUGUGAUUUCAAAACAUAGCGCGGAAGCAUUAUUAGAGGGUCUAACAGUAUCCAUGCGUCUGCUUUUUGCAUAUACUAAUGACGUCGACGCGGCUGCAGCUCUUCUUGUCGGACUCUGUUAAACCCAAAUUAAACUUGGAAGUAGAUGAAUUGACACAUUCUCAACUGCUGAUUGGCUGGAUAUCAACCGCAAAUAGGGGCUCAAUUCGAACAUGCUUUCUAUGGCAAGGCUUAGCGGUCGUUGCGAAAACACGCCUCUUCGUUCAGCUGUCGUUGAGGUCGACUUUCGGUUAUGACAUGACUGUCUUCGAUUACGAUCUCUUUCAUGUGCCAACGUUGCUCGGGUUGCACUAACCCUGCAGUAUAAGUGCUCUUCACGUCUCCUUUCAACAACAAUAGCUAUGACCUCGAUCAACCCCAUCUCUAACCUCUCACAGGAGUUGAUUGACAUGUUUAUCGACCAUUUACACGAUGACGAAGCUUCACUCGCCUCUUGUUCUCUUGUAUGCAAGGACUGGAUGGACGCCAGUCGUCACCAUCUCUUCCGCCGAUUGACCUUCGUCGAUAAUCGUGCAGACAAGACCUUCCCUUCCCUUUUUCAUUUCCUCGAGCAGUCACCUCAUGUUGCACGACAUGUCCGGCAGUUACGCCUGGGAAGUGCUCCCGUCCGUCCUCGAGUCUUCCAAGAAGAUCACGAACGUGGCUGCAGUCACCUUGAGACGUCGGUAUUCUUGGCCAUCCUUUCCAAAGUCCCGAAUCUCUCUACUCUAACCAUAAACAACGUCACGCUUGGUCGUCGUUCACCAACCGAGACUCUUGAUCUGCCUACUGCUCGGCCCCAGUUGCAGCGCCUCGAGCUUGUCCGCGUCGUGCUUGUCGCACCAGAUGUAUUUGGGGUCUACCGUUAUGACGUGUUGGCACCCUUCUCGAAGGUCGAAGAGUUCUACACUGAUUGUGUGUUUAUUCCGGACGAUAUGUCUCCACGUGAUGUUCCCCUCGCUCCGGAUAUCAGCUUGCAGACUGAGGUUAACUCAGUGGAGGUACACGGUAGCUUCCUACAUCUCAUUCAACCGGCAAUGGCAUUACACAACCUCACAAGUCUCACUGUCGCGGCCCAAUACAGAGAACAACUUCGCGACUUCGGUGUUGUCGCUGUGGGCUCAGCGAGAACUCUGCAACGCGUUAUAAUUGAUUACCGUGCUGAUCCUGUACGUGAGGAAGGGGAUGGCGACCCUGUAGAACUUCAGCAUUGGGCCUCUCUGAAUCUUUCCCAAUGCAAAUGCCUCAAAGAUCUCACUCUUCGCUUCGAACUGUUAGGCUUCCCAGAUCCCAUCGCUGGGCCAUUACCCUGGACCGCCGCUCAGCAGAUCUUAUCUACCACUCCUCCAAACCUGACUUCGCUCACAUUUGAUAUCAUCGCUGGGGUGAAUGAAGGAGAAGAUCUAACCUGGGCGAUCGAGACUAUGGAUUGGAAUUGGAUGAGGCAGACAUUGUCCAGGUUUCGUUCGUUGCGUUAUAUCGUAUUCACCUUCAAGGACGAAGUUCAAUGGAGUCCGUACAAUUGGCAUCUAUAUCCUUUGGGCCCUAUGGCGGAGGUUGGGCGAGAGAUUAUUAAACAUGAAUUGGAGGAUUGGAAUACUCGUGGGGCUCUCAAAUUCGUGUAAGUUACCGGCACGCACCUGUUCAAUAUUUCUUGCCUCCUAUUUUGACUUGUAUCUGUACGAUGAUAAGCAGGAUGUAUUACACGAUACUCUCGAUACGGUUCUCUAUGCCAUAUAGAGUAUGUUUUAUGCCCAUUGAACGAUG
Messenger RNA from Somion occarium, 1964 nucleotides. NCBI's taxonomy places the organism in Eukaryota, Fungi, Basidiomycota, Agaricomycetes, Polyporales, Cerrenaceae. The record is from the annotation of a GenBank genome assembly.